UGACGUCAUCAGUCUGCGAAGAGGCAAGAUAUAAAUUAAGGAAACGUCUUUAAAUUACAAAAUUCACAAUUUUAUUAGAAUUGAGGAGACUGCAGAGCGUAUGCAAGAGUGACAGUAAGGUAGACACCAAUAGAAGUGUUAAAACCAUUUCGGAACUUUUAUCAUUUAAAUUUGGGCUGCCAGUUUACAGGGGGUUGUGUUUUUGAUGCCAGCACACGAAUUAAUAUGAGUAGUUUACGUACACAUAACUUUCAAAACGAUUGAACAGUAAUUUGCAGUGCAUCAAAUAAAUCGUUGCAUUUUUAAAACCUGUAAUUCAGAAUUGUAACUCGUGUACCUCGGACGUAGUCACAUUAGCUAUAAUAACAAAUAAUCUUGCUGUUUAAUACCCUUAUUCUUUCUUGAGUAUGUUUAGUUAUAUUAUUAUAUCAUGAAAUAUGCAAGACUAGGAGCAGUUUGCAUGUUUUUGUUCAGUGUUUCAUAUAGCGUCGUAAAUAAGAAUUCAAUACCACACGUGGGAACAACAGCGCUUUUUUUUUAUUUUCGCCCCAAAUGAGUUAAAUUUACAUACAGUGAUAUAUUAUUACUUCGAUCUGUUACGUCACAGUUCUCUAAACCAGCCAUGAAUAAUGGUGCUAUUACAUUGCCAUUCAAGGGCAAAGUUGAGACCACAAACCUUAUUUCACAUGUGGCCUGUGCUGCACAGAUGGAAAUAAGACUCCUGUUGCAUCCCCCAUUCCAAGUUUUAGUGACAAGCUGAGUUCUGUCUUAUUAAACUUGUAGUAAAACCAGUAAUGGAUCACACUGCUACACAACAGGAGUCUUGUUUCCAUCCCUGAUGCUGGAUUCAAAGUGUAACAGACCUCCAAAGAAACUGUUGACUCCACCCUAACGCCAUGGAAGUGACUCACUCAAUCAGAGAGCGAACCAUCACUGAAAACAGCCUGGUGGUGCUGCUCCAAGGCAUCCACGGCCACGUCACCACGGUGGACCUGCGGGAUGAAAGCGUGGCCAAGGGUCGCAUUGUCAAUGUGGAUGCCUUCAUGAACAUCCGCCUGGCCGAGGUUGUGUACACUGACCGGCAGGGCAGAGCCACCCAUCUGGCUGACUUCUUUGUCACUGGUAGGAAUGUGAGGUAUGUGCACAUCCCUGACGAAGUGAACAUCAUCAAGACCAUCGAGAGCCAGCUGCAGAAGAUCCACAGGGUGAGGAACUUUGGCGGACAAGGGCAAGGGAGAAAGGAAUACCUCAAGUGUAAAAAAUGACAUUUUAUGAUGCCCACAAGAAGGAUCAUCCUGCAGUGUGUUGCUGUAUAGAGACUUCCCAAGUCAUGACAAAACACUGCUCUGUUGCUACUACAGAACAGAGAUCUGGUGUAAACCUUAAUAAAUAGGUAAGACAGCUUGUGUGUGUGUUCACUAAGUUUGGAUUUCAGAGAAACAGAUGAAAGCCCUGCUGAUGUACUGGUUAUUUCCCCCAGGAACUGUUAAGCUGGGUUUCAAAUAAACUGUCAGAAAUAA
Polyodon spathula (Mississippi paddlefish) is the source of this 1520-nucleotide messenger RNA. Its product is annotated as U7 snRNA-associated Sm-like protein LSm10. Bases 897 to 1265 code for a protein of 122 amino acids. Gene Ontology annotation, cellular component: nuclear body; cytoplasmic U snRNP body. Gene Ontology annotation, biological process: mRNA 3'-end processing by stem-loop binding and cleavage. The record is from RefSeq and is a predicted model, not a curated record. Gene Ontology annotation, molecular function: U7 snRNA binding; histone pre-mRNA DCP binding. The transcript has 2 exons. Lineage: Eukaryota; Metazoa; Chordata; Actinopteri; Acipenseriformes; Polyodontidae.